Pocillopora meandrina is the source of this 8205-nucleotide messenger RNA. The record is from the annotation of a GenBank genome assembly. NCBI's taxonomy places the organism in Eukaryota, Metazoa, Cnidaria, Anthozoa, Scleractinia, Pocilloporidae.
AGAAACAUUCAAAUUUUUGCUAGGCACAGCUAAGCCCUCUACCACCCCUCCCAUAAGAUAUUUCUGCGUUACGUUAACGUGAUGUUCUUUUGAAAUGUCCAUUUCCAAAAAUGGCGGACGAAGAACUUCAUUUAGCUUCCGUUUGUUGAAUCUUUCCUAUGGUUUGGCGUCGUAAAGACGACAAACAUUCCAUAUUGAACGCGCUCUAGGCUAUGCAUUAUAGUUAAAUUGAAACCAAGGAGACAAUCUGCACCAAGCUUUGUGACGAAAAUAGCAAAUGACUCAAUAUUUACAGAGCGGAUCAACUAGCGAAUGAGCUACAAGAAAACUUAUCAACAAGACAUGAUUACAAAGAUAUAUCAACAGAUGUAGGGGAUACUCCUUCUUUCACUUUUAUGGUGUUUUCAAGAACAUCAAACUUACGGAAUCAGGAAAGUUAUCGACGAAACCACCAGAAGUGGUCAGAAUCACACGCGCGCGAAAAUUGGGCGAGGGUCUGCAGACGACAUUCGUACCAUACUGGCUUCCGGUCGGAAUAAAACAUUCUUGCAAGGCUUAAGUUCCUGAACGAUUGACAAUUGCGGGAAGGGCGUUUUCGAAUCUUUACAGCAUUUACUGACGCGGAUGUUAGGGAUCACGGAAUUUCUAAUGACUCAAUGUGCUUCUUCAACUCAAAGAGAAGAGAACGCCGAGACAAAGACUAAAGAUUUUGGGAAAUACAUAUUUUCCUGUUUAAUAAUAGUUGAUCCGAAACAUAUUGGAAUAUUGCUUUAAUAUAUGAUGAAGGAACGAGCUGGACGGGAAAACUUUUAUUCAAAGGGAAAAAUUUUUAAUCAGUGCAGCACGAUCUUUAAACGAAUUUUGGUCCUCGUAUGUUUGUUUAUGUCAACAUCUGCCCAGACACGCGAAUGUCCAGUCUUUCGAUCGAGCAACGGAGAUAGAAUAGAGUUCUACAAUUACACAGGAACUUGUAAUAACGAAGUAAAUCCUUGCAAACAAAUGAACAGCAACUUAAUUUCCACGUCGAAUAUUUGUAUCUGCCAAUGCAAGAGAUCUCACAGUACUUACAGGGAAGACUUACACACUUGUAUAAGGAACCAAGAAAGUCGCAAUGGUAGGUGGAUUUAUUAAAAUUACUGUUCCGUGUUUCUGUCUUCUUUAAAAAUUUUAAGAUUGAACCACGUCAUACAAUUUCUGUGGCUGAAGUCUGUUUCCAUGUUUGUCUAAAAAUUUAAUUUGAGGAUUUGACUACAUGAAAUUUUAUUUGGCUGGGUACGUUAAGCUGUAGGAUGAUCUUGUCAUGAAUUGAAUACCCCCAUUUAUAAAUUUUAGCAAAUAAUCUUAAACAAACUCUUUAACUGCAUAAAAUAGUAUUUUAUUUUCUCAAUAUAUUUGUAAGAUUAAGAGACAAUCUACAGGUAUGAGCAUCACUGGAUACCAUGUGAAACUAAUCAGUAGAAAUUCCCCAAUUGUCAUUACAUUUUGUUCAGGUUGCCUGAUGUUUUUUUUUUCCCUCCUUAAGUUUUUAACACCCCACUAAUUUUUAAUUUCAUGUCUUUUAACACUCGUGUAUUUAAACUGUAAUGAAAGAAAUGCCAUAAUGCAGGGUCAAUCCUGUGGCGGGGAAUUCUUAGAUGAAGCUUGGUUUCCUCACCCGGUCUUUUCUUCAACUUUCAAUUAAAUUAUCCUUUUUAACCAUUCCACUCCAUAAAAUGACCAAAAAGGAAUAUCUAUUCUGCUUACAAAAGCAAAACAUCCUCAGGCAAAAUAGCGAUGAGAAGAAAGAUGGAAUAACUAAAGAAUUCUGUCUGAUUAACACCAAACUCUCAUAGCUAAAGUCAUGAGAAAUGUAUGACAGACAGUGAGGAGAACUGAUAUUUAGACUUUGGGAGUGAAAAACGGAAGAACAGUUUGAAAUUAUGUUGUGCAAAACUGUGUGUGACUGGACGACCAACUUAUUGUUUUAUCAAUAUAUUCAUGAAUGAUCUUUUCAUUACUGGAUCAUUUCACAACAAUAUUGGUAUAUUUUUGAUGAGAAUGUUAAGAAUAAUGACAUUUUUUAAAUCAAAGUCUUUUGAUAAUUUGUGGUAAUAGUUGGAUGGUCUAGACGAAGUUGGAGCUGAAUGCUUUAUGAGAGGGGGGCAUUGGGGUCACAAAGAGGGGAACAUGCUCUCAUUUUACACACAAAUUUGAAAAAAAUUAAAAGUUCUUUUAAUCCUUUACACUCAAACAUCAGUAUGCAUAUUCUCCAUACUGUUCCCUAGACAUUUUCUUAGGCACUGACAAGGAAAGUUUUCAAUAGCUUCUUUUGUUGGUGAUCAUUUCCUGUUAAUUUUUCUUGUGACCUUAGUGUGUAAUUCAGGGGUGCUAUUGUAUGAAGAAAUUAGAAGCCAGUCACUUGUAGGAGUUAACCCUUUAACUCCCAAGAUCUCAUUAGUAAUUCUCCUUACUGUCUACCAUACAAUUCGUGUGAUAUUAGCAUGGAGAAUUUGGUAUUGGAGCAACUUAUAAUCCCCUAAUUUAUGUUUUUCUUUAUUCUCAUCACUUGUCUGCUUGAUAUUGCAUUAGUAUUGUAAGGAGAAAUUCUGUCUUGGUCACUCUUGGGAGUUAAAGGGUUAAAGGUUAAAGGGUGAACCCCAUUCAAACAUCAUACCCUGUCAACAAUUCAUCCUUGUGGGUUAUUACUAUAAGCUAGGCUGUUGCUGUCUGGUUCAAACCAUUCUUUGAGUCAAGUCUUUUGUUCCUUUUUCCAGAGUGUACGUUACACUUCAGUGGAGAAAGAGCUGAUAAUGCUCUAAGAAUAUUCAAUAGGUCAAGGUCUUUAAAAUUGUAUACUCUUCCAAGGGAGGACUGUGAUAUCAGAGGAACAAGUUAUGUCACAGCAAAUAGCUCUGCUGCAUGGAAAAUGUUCUCAGGAAAGCAGCCCGCUUUCAAAAUUCACCAUCGAGACCUAAAAAAUAAACAACAUGCUCACUUCCUUCAGGUAUCCUUACAUUUUUAAUGAUUAAAUCAUUCUAAAGUUAAAUUUUAAUGCAGGAUCCAGUGGCACAAUGGGUAGUGCACCAGACUCCAGGUUGAGGGGUCUGUGUGUGAGAUCUGGUGAGGUCAACUCCCAGAUCAAAUUUGUAAUUCUCCUUACUGUCAACAAUACAAAUCUUAAAAUUUUAGUUCAGAGAAUUCAUUAUUGAAUCAACUUAUUAUCCCCAAAUUGAUUUUUUUCUUUAUUCUCAUCACUUAUAUGGUUGAUAUUGUAUUGAUAAUGUAAGGAGAAAUUCUCCCUUGGUCACUCCUGGGAGUUAAAGGGUUUAUUUACAGUGCCUCUCUUUAACCAGGAGUACAAAUGGGUAUCAGUAAAGCCAGGUCAAAUGCUAGAGGGGAGGGGAGGUAACCUUGCAAUGGGGUCAUGUCUCAUCCAGGGGGGAGUAGUGAUACUCCUAGUUUCUUCAUGCUUAGGAAACAGGGAUGAGCUCUGGCUGGGUGGGCCACUCAGUUUAAGAACAGAUUUCAUCUUUAACUCAACUUUGAAAUCAUUCCUUGAAAUAAAAAACUCUUGACUCUGACCCUUUAGCUUAAGCUUCCAAGAUUUUAAUGUGGAUUCUCUGCACUGUUGGCAUUGAUACUUUACUUUAGAGAUUUUUUUCUUGAUAUGGCACCAAACUUUCCACAGACACAUUGGUUGACUCAAUAAAAUACAUGCUAAUUUAAAGCAAUUUGAAGAGAGAGCUUCCAGAUAACUAAUUUAACAAAUUUAUGGAAUAAAACUGUAUCAGGUGAUUUAACAAGAGAGGAUGGACGGACAAGUUGGUUAAAUUUAUUUUAUUUUUUCUUUUCACCAUGUACAGUGGAAUAGAAGACAGCCAGUGACUCAGCUGUAUGGAAAGGUUGUUAAAGUCAUCCUACAAUGUACCACUGGACAAGACAGCAAUCUUCCGAAAAAUUUGUGCAUUAUGUUCAAAUUCAGGGGCAGAACUAGUGUACCUUGUAAGUAGAACUGUUCUUUAAAAUUGUUAUCCUUGUGGUAGUGUACCAUAACCUUUUACACAUUGAUAACGUCAGUAUGCAUAUUCUCCACACUGUUCUCUAUACAUUUCCUAAGAUGCUGACAAGGAGAAUUUGUUGUAUAAUCAAGAGCUUCUUUAUUUGGUGAUAAUUUCCUUUAUUCUCUGAAUUUGGGGUGAUAUUGUGGGGAGAAAUUGGAUGCAAGUCACUGUUAGGGGUUUAAGGGUGACACAGGCCAGUUUGAUGGUACUCUUGAAGCAUUCUGGUUGGAGUGCAGCAUGCUUUGGGAAAGCUGCCUCCUUUAGGUUCAGACCAGAGAAACAUCCAAAAUGGUUCUGUUCUAUCCGUUUAAAAGCAUAACCCAAUACCAGAUCUCAGUUUCAGCGAGUAGGCCCCACAUGUACCUGCUUUCAGACCUAAAUGGUUCUUACACAGUUUUAAGGAAACUGAGAAUAAUUAGAAAUAUUUCAGGGAAUAUUUUAUUUUUUAGUGCAUCAUGACCAUUUAUCUUUGACUGGUCAGGAGAUAUGUACUUAUCAAACCAAUAAAAUUAGAAACAUUUAAAAUUUUUAUUUACAAACUAUUUUCUAGCUGUUCAUUUAUUUAUUAAUACUAACUUUAGGGUACAUUUUUGUGAUGAAAUUAGAAGUUAUUCUUAAUGGUGAUUUAUUAUAUAAGUGCUGGCAUUAAUUUUCUCUUAAAUUUGCCAUUGUCUUUUCAAAAAUUAAAUAUUUAUUUUUGAUAUAAUGAUUUUGUUGAUUUGAAGGUCAAGAAUCAAACCCAUCAUUACCAACAUUGAUGGUAUGUACAAGUUAAUUAUCAAUUGAAAAAACUAAGAAUUUUAGGUAAAGUGGAACACUUUGAGUUUGCAGUGCUUGAUUUCUUUCCACUUGUUAGUUAAAGUUUCCAAUUGAUGAUGACAGGAAAACUCUAACAGCCGAUUUUCAUUCUAUACAAAAGAGUUUGCUGUUAACACCCAUGGAACAAAAGCUCUGAUCAUGUCUGGCCUGCAGGCCAGGUCUUCCUACCUUUUGAAAAAUUGAUACAUAUGAUUUUAUGUAAUUAUACAGACAACACCUUCUAAUACCAGCCUAACUGGGAAAUAUGACAAAGAAACAUGGAGGCAUAACAGAUCCUGUCUCUACCCCAAACAAGGGCACUCCUUCCCCAACUACAGAGCAGUCAGUCUUUAAUAAAGGUGACAAAGAAUUCCAUGAUGGUGGCCAUAGCGGCCUUCCUAUUUGGCUCAUUGCAGUUGUCGCAGGUGGUGCUGUUAUUGUCACCCUGUCCAUUACUGCAACUUUAUGGAUUUGUUGGAAAAUGAAGCGAAGGUGUGAUUCCCCUUUUUUUUUAAUUUUCAUCAUUGUAGCCAAAAUGUUAGUUUUGUUAGUGUGAGAGGUGAUUGCUUAAUAAACCCUUCAACUCCCAAGAUCUGAUUGUUAAUUCUCUCCUCUUGCUGUUACACAAUUCCAUGUAAAUCAGUUAGGAGAGUUUGGUGUGAGAUUAAGAAAAAAACUUCUUCCUGAUAAGUUUGAGUAUUCUCAUUAACCAUUUGCUAGAAAAUGUAUGGAUAUUGUAGGGAGAAGUUACAUGUCAGUCACCUGUGGGAGUUGAAGGGCUAACAUUUGCAAAUUGUCUGUUCAGAGAUGCUGUAGGUUGGGUUAUAAUGAUAUGUUCUUGAGUAUGACAUCAAACUGAGGCACCAGGAAAUUGUCAGUAAAGCCUGGUCUAUGAAAUGCCAAGGGGUAAUCUUGUGAUGGAUAAUAAUAUAUGGAUGGGAUAAGCCCCAGUUGGGAGGGUGGCAAUAGGCUCCACUACAGACUUUACCAUUUCUUUACCUUGUGCAUGACACUUUAGAGAUGACCUCAAAUUGUGGUGAGGACAAAACAUUUGGCUCACUGGUUCGUAUGCCAGUGUCCAAGUGAGGGGAUUUUAUUAACAAAUUCAUGUACCAAAGAUACUUAUAAUUGUAGUUUAAACACCAAUGAGAUAAAUGCCAUAGAUACUAACCAUUAUUUAAUUGCCUCAUUUAAUAACAAAUAACUGUUCAUCUCCUCAGGAGUCGAAGGAAACGAAAAAAGCGCACAGCGAGGCUUCAUGUUGGUAAGAAAUAUUACUUUCUCUUGAAUGUCUAUUUUGUUCAUCUCCUAGAAACAUGCCUGAUGUAAUCUUUUCUAACUUAUUUUUUUGAUUGUAUUAGGCAAUGCUCUCUUUAAACAAGAGGCCGAGACAAUAAUUCCCUUUCCUCCAUCUGACAGCAAACCAGCUGUUGAUGAAGCAGGUUAUGCAAAAGUAGGAAGUCCAAUACGCAAGGGAUACGCCUUCCUGAAACCUGCACCUGAGAGAUGUCGCUCAGAGUAUCAAAAGCUGAUUAAGCCUAACGAAGGUACGUUAUGUGUUGUACACUCAAACCUCUGAAGAGAUUAGCGCAACUCAAUUAAGAGAUAUAAUGAAUAGGCCAUUUUAAAGUUGUGUACUUAAUUGCCAAGCCUUUGACUUGGAAUGAGGCUGAAGGUGACCUUGUUGUGAUAGAGACCAGUAUCUAGUUAGCAUGAUAACAAAGUAAUUUGCAUUUGAAAAACAGCAAGGUUUGUAUCAUAACAAGGUCACCCUUAGCCUCAUUCCUGUUCAAAGGCUUGGCAACCAAGCAUACAACUGAAAAAUGGACUAUUGUAUUAUUUAUGCACCUUGGUUUUUCAGUCCAUGAUGUAGCUUCUUUUUCUGCUUUGUUCUUAAACUGCAAACCCAAGUGGAAAAUAUUUGGUCUGUAUCUUAAAUUAUGGACUGCAAGCUCAGUUAGUAAGAGGUAUAACUUAAGUUUUAUUCAUUGGUGACUCUUCUCACCCAUCUUAAUUUCAGAUCAUUCUGGUUACUUACUUCCACUGGAAGAAACAGGAUCUGCAGACUGUCGAUCAGAUGGAGCUGUUUAUAGUGAACCCCAAAGUGUAAAACCACCUCAGAAUAAACCAAAAGAUAAAACCUAUGAUUAUGCUAAACCAGAAGGAAUCAUUGUUUUAACAGCCAGUCGCACAAGUUUAGACAAUCUUGACUCCCUUAGACAUGCUGGUUCUGAGCACGACGAAGCAGAUUAUGUGCAAACAAGAGAAGCCGAUGGUCCUUCAUCACCAAUAUAUACAACCGUCCACGGACCUAAUUCACCCAGAUCACCAGGGGCCUCUUCAGAGGAGCCCUUUCAAGACCAUAAGGGUGAUGAUUCGUUGCAAGAGAAUGAUUACAUCGAAGUUCUCCCAGAUUCAGUGAUUGGAACAUAAAUAUAAACUUUUUUUUUUACAUUUGCCAAAUGAAAAUUCUGUGGAGGCAAACUGACAGGAGGGUCUCCAAGAGAGAGCACCUCCAAAGGAAACUAAGCUGCAUCAGCCCCUUGCAAACCUAACUGUCCUCACAAAUGAUUACAUUCUCAUUUCUGACUAUCAAGGACAGUCAAGCAGGUUGAUCUUUUGUAAACUUACGACAAAUUAACAGAGCGGGGUUAAGUCAGUCUUGGUGAAAUAAAAUAUAGCACUUGUUUAUCUAAGAGGGUAAGCCGGGAAUAUGCUUGGGUUGUGGGGAAUUAUAGACUCAACAUUGAUGAUGCAGAAUGGAAGAAGAGAAGCCAGGUGAACAUUGGAAAUGUAUUAUUAACCUUUAAACUCCCAUGAUCUGAUUGUCAAUUCUCCUCUCUAGCUGCUGCACAUUUCCUUGUAACUUAGCAAUAUGAAUUUGGUGUUAAAUCAAGAUGACAAUUUUCACCUGAUAAGUUUGAGUAUUCUUAUUACCAGUGUACUGGAUUAUGUAUGGAUGUAAUAGGGAGAAGUUACAUGUUCAUCACUUCUAGGAGUUAAAGGGGUUAAUUACAGCUUGGAGUUUCAAUUGUGUCAUCUUAUCAUAUGUGGAAUACAAAAAGAAUAAUUACUAUAAUAAGAGAUAAUUAUUAUAAAUAAUAUUGUAAAUUGUGUAAUAUAUUGAGUGGUAGGAUAUUUUUGGUUCAAUUUAGCAUGUUCAAAUUCCAAAUUUAAUUUAGAUUCAUAAUUCUCUUGAAGAUUAUCUUUACUUUGUUCACUUAAAAAGUUUAUCAAUAUUGUUAGUAUUAAUAAUUUUAACUCAUUGUUUAAGCCUUUCUUAAUUAUUUACAAGCUAUAAUGGCACUGUAAGAGUGUAUUAAAUAAAAUUUCCCCAAAAAUUGCUGAUUAAACACAGCAUGUCAGG